Molecule: messenger RNA, 1682 nt
Organism: Phialemonium atrogriseum
Lineage: Eukaryota; Fungi; Ascomycota; Sordariomycetes; Cephalothecales; Cephalothecaceae
Exons: 3
Coding region: 117-1433 (438 amino acids)
Source: RefSeq, a predicted model, not a curated record
CAAAAUACCGAGAUCUGGAAUUACCAAAAAGAAAGAGGAGUCCUAUGCGAUUGACCACUACAAAUCCACACCGCAGGCUACAUCAUUUCCUAGGCCAUCUUCACUAACUCGAGAACAUGACGGCCUCGCAAAAUAUCCCGGUGUCGUCUAGCGAGGCGUCGAUUGAGCAUCUUGACCUGGACCACUACAGCAGUUUCGUUCGCGCGAUAUCAAAUAUUCUAUCGACAGAGAUAGCCGAGGCCACAAUAACUCAGCUCGCAGAUGGGCUUCCCACGAGAGCCAUGUACAGCGAGGCUCGUGGCUCGUUUCCACACCGAGACCAUCCCAUCCUAAAGCACACCGAGCUUUGUGAGGGUGCCUCUGCCAAGGCGAAAGAAUUUCUUGUGGCUUUCGAUCCGAUGAUACUGCGAUUUGAUGCUACACUACUUCAGGCAUAUCAGGAUACCUCCCCAGGCAGUCGUCAGUUUGGUAUCCGGCUCAUCGAAAUGACUGCUGUUGCUAUCCAUCAGAUUGCGGUUGCACUUUACCAGCUCGAUGAGAAGGCUCACCGAGGUGAUAUCGACAGUGUCAUGAACUGGGUCGCUCCCAUUGAACAAUACGAGCUUCACGGCCGGUGGGAAACCAAGCCACACUUCCCACCCAGACCGUCGCUCUUUUUUCACCCUGACUACCUGGACCACCACCAGUAUCCCUCUGGCACCGCUGACGUCGCCGGGUACUGGGCUGAAGACCGGAUCUUUGGAGGAGUUGUGCUUUUUGACCGCGGGAAAUCCGACAUGGAGGCGAAAGAGGUAUACUUCCAUUCUGGAAGAAGAAGACAGACACACAGGGUAUGGUUGCUACUCGAACCGCAACUAGAGUCCCUCAUUUCCUUCCUUCUCGACGAAUCCGGCCGGGUCGAGUCCCCAUUGCCCAUUUUUGUCGACGAGAAGAGCCGUAAGCGCUUCGAUGCCUGGGACGCAAUGGCAUUCCACCAUAUCUUUCGUGACCGGUGGGAGCGCUCUAUCCCUGACAUAAAGGACGAAUCGAGCAUUCGAUACAACACCGGCGAUUACCCAGAGCUGCAAGACGUUUUCGACAAACUCGCCGCCGGCCCAUCAUAUGAUGUGCCGGGCAGGUUUGACCCAUUGUCCACUAAUAUAGAGAAGCACGCGAAAGAAACAGAGGGGAGCGGUCCAGACGCUCCAGCAGGUCCUGCCGCCCAGCCCAGCGAAACAGCAGAUCAUCCCGGCUCACUUACUACCAGGUCAACCACCGAGGAUGAUAUAAUGCGAUUAUUCGGCGAAACGAAGGAGGCCUUCCUCGCCCGUCAGGCCUCAUUUAUCAACGGGCCAUCUUAUGACGAGCUAAUGCAGAACUUCCUAAACGAACCAGAUGAGGGUGGCCCGGGAGCUUCGGCAGAUCUUGCCAACCAGAGGCGUGAAACUUCCUGAGCUGGCAGAGAAGGAAAGUGCUCGUGGAUACCGGAGGUCGUCUACCAAACAGGGUCAUGGCAGGGCACUCCUAGAUCCUGGGCAUGGGAACUACGCCCCUGACUCAACCUCGUCUAACUGCAUCAAAAUAAUGCAUAUUAUUGCUGAUCUCAGGGCUAAUGGCAAUCUGAAUUACUCCUUGUGCCCGACGUAUCAAAUAUUGUAGACGAUGAGACCUGCUGUGAAUCCAGAGAGCGGCGAGAAAUCACG